Messenger RNA from Colletotrichum fioriniae, 597 nucleotides. RefSeq lists its product as uncharacterized. Lineage: Eukaryota; Fungi; Ascomycota; Sordariomycetes; Glomerellales; Glomerellaceae. The record is from RefSeq and is a predicted model, not a curated record.
AUGGAUGCCUUCUCUUCCAUGCUGGUUGGAAGCGCCUAUAUCAGCCGCAACGGUCCGGGCGCCCAGAGGUUCAUUCAGACGCAGGUGGGCAUAACAAACCUGGCAAAAGACUUAUAUUUCUUUGGAAAACAGUCAGACAAUCAGUCAGAAGGUAAUCGCCGAAUUCCUACGUUAUUAGAGGAGAAGUUUGUCAACAUCACCUUGAGUCUCGUAUCACAAGCGGAGCUAAAUCCUGACGAGCCUAUUCAAGCCAACAUCGAUACGGAGGCGUACGAAAAUAUCUACACUUACUCAGUCGCCCCCUUGUGGAUAGCCUACGGGGUCGCCGUGGGAAUCACUAUCUUGUCCAUCACGAUCGGCACUUGGGCUGUGGUCGUCGCAGGCUCUUCGUACAGCAGCAAGUUCUCCACGAUCCUGCGUCUUGCCUUCAACGUCCAACUGUCCGAGUACGUCGAGCUUCAGGACACUGGCGGCGAAGAUCCGCUGCCGGAUCGGCUGGAAAAUACGGUUGUUGCAUUCCCCUCACGAAAUGCUAAGGGCGCAGAAGUUAAUGGCUCACUGUUGGAUAAUGGCGAAGAGAGGACAUCAGGGCUUUGA